Trachymyrmex cornetzi is the source of this 3518-nucleotide messenger RNA. It is a transcript of the gene DZIP1, whose product is annotated as DAZ interacting zinc finger protein 1. The coding region runs from base 270 to 3458 and encodes 1062 amino acids. The transcript has 8 exons. The record is from RefSeq and is a predicted model, not a curated record. Gene Ontology annotation, cellular component: cytoplasm; ciliary basal body. Lineage: Eukaryota; Metazoa; Arthropoda; Insecta; Hymenoptera; Formicidae. Gene Ontology annotation, biological process: cilium assembly.
UAUGUUAUUUACAAACAAUUUACAUUCUUUUACAUCGACUUUGACACUUGCCGUUUAUCUCGCUUACAAAUUGCAAUUGCAAAUGAAGUUGUACAUAUUAUGUGCGGGUGAUUGUAAGCAAUUAUGCAGUGAAAAUUUCACACAAGUACGCGCGAAAUAUAUAAGCUCAUAAAUAUAUAAGUAAACGCGCGAUGGGUGUAAGCUUUUUCUUUAGAGGAUUUUUGCAAAGACUUUUUCAUGUACACGCUGUGCAAAUAAGUCUUUAAAUAAUGGCAUUCUCGUUUCGAGCCGGCACUAAUUGGUGCCAUGAUUUCCCCAAACUCGCCAGGGAAUCAGGAUUUUACUUUAAUAUGCAUGGAUCCAGAGUACGAGUUGACUGGAAUCGCAUAGGUGCUAUAGAUAUAGACAGAGUUAUACGGGAAAGAGAUUUCUCAAGUAUAGAUCAAAACAUUAACAAUGUAAUAGAUUACUGCUUGGAGAGUGAAUAUGAUGUCAAGAUUUUGGACCCUAAUUUUGUUAAGUUGUUCAGACUUGCACAACUGUCAGUUGAGUAUUUAUUGUAUUGUAAACAGUAUUUGGAUCAUAGUGUAAUAAUAUUGAAGGAUGAGCUGAGACAGAAGAUCGAACAAAAUAUCAGUAUGAAGAAAGAAAUUGCUGCCUUGGAAGAUACUGUAAAGAAUCUAAAGGAGAGAUCAAAAGAGAAACGUAAAUUAAUUGAGACUAACAUCGGUGAAAUCUCUAAUGGAGAAGUUUACAAAUGUCCACAUUGCCCAAAAACAUUUGUGCGUGCUAUAUUUGUAAAUGCUCACAUAGCACGCAAACAUUCAUACAUAUCAGACAUGGGUGUAUCCUCUUCUCCUGUGCAUGACCAUUACCGAGCAGAAACAGAGAAAUUACACAACGAGAUAAAAACAUUGAAGGAAAGACUGAAUCAAACUGAAAGAGUAAUAAGGAAUGAAUCCGACAAACUGUUAGAUAAUUCAGAGAAGGAUUAUUCAAGAAACACAAAUAAAAAUGAGUAUGAUUUUAGCAGAGUAGAUAGAUUUCAAGAGCAAAGAAGAUAUCAAGAAGAUAUUGGAAGUUUGAAGAACAUGCUCUUUGAUGAGAUACGUGCAUUAAGAGAAAAAGAUCACGUUGUAAAUGAAAGUAUUCUGGAGACAAAUGUGAAAAGUCUAAUUAGUCAACAAGAGAAAGAAAUUGAGAAUUUGAGAAAUCAGCUUCAUGAAAGAUUGACUCCAGGCAUGGAAAAUAUGCAAGUAAAGCUACAAACGCAAGAAAAUCAUUGGAAAGUCAAGAUGGAAGAUAUGGAAACUCAACAUCAUCGGGAUAUUGAGAAAUUAACGACAGAAUUAAAAGCGACUCAGCAGAUAGCUGAUCGUAUGAAGUCUGAGUAUGCGUCUAAGGUACAUGACUUGCAGAAACAGUCCAUGGAUCAAACCAACAUGUUGGUAGAGCAAAGAAAACAAUUAAACAGCUUGUCACGUGAGAUCAGUAAUUCGCAGACACAAAUCAAUAAUCACAAAACUAGGGAAAAGAACGCAGCAGAAUUCCAUAAAUCUGCUUUAUUAAUAAAACACGACAGCAACAAUGAAAACAAAACUUAUAAGAGUUUAAAUAAUACUGAAGAUACGGAGAUAGUCAUUGAAGAUGUUGGUAGUGAAUCUAGUCAAGAAUAUAAUGAAAAAUUAAUGUCAGUCGUAACACGAACCCAAAAUAUGCCUACUAAAGAUAAAACUGUAAAGAGCAAGGGUAAUAAGAAAGUUGUAACUAACAGCAGGACUGUAAAACAUUUGAUUACUCAAUCUAAUCUGAAAAAAUUAGAUAGAUCAGAAGUUGUUAAAGAAACAAAAAAUAGUGCUAGGCAUUAUGAUAAGUUGGAUGACAUAAAUGAAGUUAAUGACCGCAUAAAUGAAAAUUUUAUUAUCAAAGAAGAUCCUAUUGAUGUAAAUAAAAAAUAUGUAGAUAUUAGAGAAAAGAAAGAAACGUUACAUAUAGAUAAUAUGAAAAACAAGAGAUCCGAAUUUUUAGAAAAGCGUAGUGUAAGUUCUGUAACAGAAUCUGGUUCUUUGUCGUCGAUGUCAGAAUCAGGGACCGAUAGUGAGAGUGUUACAACGGAUGAUGAUUUAGUAAAAAAAUGUAAAACGCCUACAAUUAAACCUCCCAAUGUUAGAAAAAUAUCGAUUCUGGAAGAUGCACAAAUUAUGUUUGAUAAUCGGUUAAGAGAAUUAGGAAUUGAUCCAGAAUGGCAAGGAAUACCUGCGGCAACAUAUAAGCAAAAAAUGGAGAUUAUAAGGCAUCAGCAAAAUAUUAAUGCAAAGAAAUUAGUUCGGUAUAAUCAAAUUAAACAAAAAAUACUCGAAGAUGUUCUUCAAAGAAUAUCAGCAAAUCAUAAAGAACCAAGAUAUUCUACGCUUACAAAAAAUUUCCCUUUGGAUAAACUUGUUACUCGCGUUAAAUCAAAAGCAUGGAAAGCAUUCAGUAAAGACAAUGGCGAGUAUACAUCUAUCCAGAAAGCAGAAAAUACGACUCCAUUAAAAUUACGUUUAAAGCAGAAGAUCGAGCUUCUUCCUAAAAAAUACAAAGAUGAGGUAUAUGAAAACACACGUGAAUCACCAUUGAAAAAAAAUGGGGCGGAUACUUACACCAGUCCAAAAGUGACUCCAGUAUAUUCAAAAUCGAUUCGAAGCAUUUCCUCCGCAAGCUCUAUUGAAUCUCGAGAAGAUAUAAAACAGAUUUCACCUACAAAGAUAACUGUAUCGGAUAUUGCAAGUAAAAUGAAUUCUCCCAUCAGUAAGAAACAGGUGGUAACGCCAAAAUUGUUUGAAAAUAAUGACUCGGACAGUACAAUUAUGCCAGACAAUUCAGUUCUUUCUCCGAAAAAUAAAAGUGUUUUAAAACCGACGAGUGGCUCAGUUGGUAGUUUGGUAAAGAAAAAAGUCUUAUUCGAUUUGAAUGACAAAAAAAAUGAUGAUACGACGAUAUCAGAAAAUGAUCAAGGAAAGAAUCAAGUAAAUAAUGAUUGGAAAGUAUCAAGCUUUGCUGAAAAGGGAGAAUAUGCAUUGCAGAAAGAGAAGUCUAUGAGCACAAGCAACAUUGUUUUGAAAACUUCGCAAAGCGAUAAAAUCGCAGAAAUAUCCAAGAAGAUACAGGAACAGUUGAGUAUAUCAAAAAAGCCACCUGUAGGAUCGGUUGAAACCAUCUUUCGAGUCAAUACAAGCUCACAGGAUUUUAUGAAUUAUAAUGGAGGAAAUCAAUUGUUAAACUCGACCAGUCUCGUGAACUCCAUCUUGGACAGUCCUAUGCGGAAUUUUACAAGUCCGAAGGCGAAAGGCAACAUAUUCCCACAACCUGCUCCGCGAACUCUGAAAGACAAAGAUCCCGCUAUUGUUCAACGUAAAAAUGAAAUAAAGUAUUCUGAUCUAGAUUCAGAUAUCGAUGAAAUAUUACAAAUGGAAUAAGGUGUACUGAUUAUAUCUACGAUGUAACUUUAAAUUAUUAUUUCAAUCUAUACAUCUUCC